UAAAGGACCCAUUUUUAAUUAAAUCUAGCUCAAUCUAACAGGUUUAUUUGAAAAUUCUCAGAAAAUUCAAAAUUUAUUCAGAUUAUGUGCGGUACAUUUCAGGAAAGAUGCACUAUAUUUUUCAUGCAAAACAAAGACGUUGAAUCUGAGGGUUAAGUGAAAUAAUCCAAUUUAGCUAUGGAGGCACUGACUGUGAAACCAUAAUCGCUGAUGAAGCUGUUGAAACUGAAAGGGAAACUUGCCCGCCCGCUCCACGUUCAGCCGCUGGGUGGUUCAGCAGGUCCCGGAUCUGGGAGCAAGCGACACCCUCCCAUCCCCCGCCCCCGGGAGAGUAGCACGAUGGCGGCCGCGGGGGGUCCUUCCGCGCCACCGCGCUCUCGAGCCGUGAGUGAGCUCUGCCAGAACGCUCGAGACACCUUCCUGGAGGCCUCGCGGUUACUGCUCACCUACGCGGACAAUAUCCUCAGACACCCAAAUGAAGAAAAAUAUAGGUCUAUUCGGAUUGGAAAUCCAGCGUUUUCUACUCGGUUGUUACCUGUCAGAGGAGCAGUUGAAUGUUUGUUUGAAAUGGGAUUUGAAGAGGGAGAAACUCAUCUUGUUUUUCCUAAGGAAGCCUCAAUUGAACAACUACACAAAAUCCGAGAUCUGAUUGCUGGAGAGAGAAAUAGCAGAUUAAGUGAAUCAAGUCAAACCCAAAGAUCAGGAUCUUCUCAAACUGUAACUAGUAUGCAGCAUAUUGUACCUCAGUCUUCAAGAGCUGCUGACUCAACCCUAAUCCCUGUCAAUAGGCAACUACAAACAUCAGCUGCACAAUCUGCUGAAAUGCGUGGCAAGCUGCAGGUGACCAUGCAGAGCUCAUCAGCACAGGUGACCAUGAUGGAGUCCCAGAAUCGCAAAAGAGCUCCAGCAUGGACCGAACGGGAGGUACGGGAUCUGAUCGCUGUUUGGGGAGAGGAAUCCGUGCUAUCAGAACUCCGUUCCAGUUUUCGAAAUGCCAAAACCUUUCUGAAAAUCUCCCAAGGCAUGAAGGACAGAGGCCAUAACAGGCACCCGAAGCAGUGCCGCGUGAAACUGAAGGAGCUGAGGCAAGCCUACCAGAAAACCAGAGAGGCGAACAGCCGCUCUGGGUCAGAACCCCAAACAUGCCGCUUCUAUGAUGAGCUGCAUGCCAUUUUAGGGGGUUCAGCCACCACUACCCCAGCCGUGUUGUUUGACUCCUUCAAUGGAGAUGGAGGCAAUACGGAAGUAGGUUUUGGGGACGAAGAAGAUGAUGAUGAGGAGGAGGUUGUAGAUAGCUCACAGCAAGCAAGCGGAGAAACCGGUUUUCCCGACAGCCAGGAACUGUUUCUCGAGUCUGAAACAAUCUUCUUUAAAACCCUUCAAUCAAAUUUUCAGCAUGUGCAAGUGUAUGAGAACCAGUCUCUUCAAAAGAAAGCAUUGGCUUCUAUUCCAGUCCAAGCAUUGAAAGAGAAAGCUCAAGAAAAGUUAGCACAAGCCAAAAAAGUGGAUGAAGGAACCCAUGUGAAUGAAGAUGAUUUUUUGUUGUUGGAGCUCUUGCAGUGGUUUAAGGGUGAAUUUUUUCAGUGGGUGAAUAACCUUGCUUGCAGCAAAUGUGGUGGUCAGACAGAGCCUAAAGGUCUCUUACCACCUAAUGAUGAAGAUCUGAGAUGGAAUGCAAACAGAGUUGAAAAUCAUCACUGUAACCAGUGCCAGUUCAGCAAUAGAUUCCCAAGGUAUAAUAAUCCUGAGAAACUUCUGGAAACAAGACGUGGGCGUUGUGGAGAGUGGGCUAACUGUUUUACACUGUGCUGCAGAGCUAUAGGAUUUGAAGCUAGAUAUGUCUGGGAUUCAACAGGUAUCAAUGCUCUAGAACACCUUAAACUUAGUAUAAGCAUGCAUAAAAAUGGGACUUACAAAAUCAUUAGAUCUAUACUUGAGGUUGUUGAUGUCACCUGGAGAUAUUCCUGUAAACACGAAGAAUUACUUUCUAGAAGGACACAAGUCAAAGAAGCAGCAUUGCGUGAAACCAUAGAGAGGCUUAAUAAACUGAGACAACAAUCCUUGUCAGAAAGCAGAAAGAGAGUGCUCCUGGAGAGGAUAAUUGUGGAGCUUGUUGAGUUCAUUUCUCCGAAAACUCCUAAACCUGGUGAACUUGGUGGAAGGAUAUCUGGUUCAAUGGCUUGGAGAGUAGCCAGAGGUGAAAUUGGUUCAGAGAGGAGAAAAGAAGUCAUUUUUAUUCCAUCUGGGAAAGAGAAGACCUCUAAACUCUUCCACCUCAGUUACAAUAUAGUGGAAGACAGCUAUACACGACUUUCCAAUAAUAAUGAAAAAAUCACUGGCUGGGAGGAAGGUGUGUGGAAGACUGAGUCUCUAUGGAGAAAGGUUGAAACGGAUUGGAAAAUGGUUUAUUUAGCCCGAAAAGAAGGGUCAUCCUCUUCUUACAUCUGCUGGAAGUUUGAGUGUGGGUCAGUUGGUCUAAAAAUAGACAACAUUUCCAUUAGAACGAACAGUCAGACAUUUCACAGUGGAAGAAUAAGGUGGAGAUUGCGCUCCAACAUAGCAGAAGUUGAUCUGACUGGAGAUAAAAUUCUUCGCUCCUAUUCAGAUUUCUCUGAUGCAACAGAAGUUAUUUUGGAAGCUGAACUAAGUGGAGGGGAUGGUGAUAUUGCAUGGCAGCACACCCAGCUGUUUAGAGAGAGCUUAAGUAACUCUGGAGAAAAUAGUUUGGAGAUAAUUAUAAAACUCAUUGGUCUCUGAGAACUUAAACAGAGGAGAAAUGCUAUUGGCAACAGGGGUUUAUUUUAUAAAAUAUGCUGUGGAUACAAUGUGAGGACUUGAUUGUCAAUAACCAUGGUUCAUACUGCUGGCAUUUUAUUUCCCAUUUGCCUGUUUUAAUUUGGCCAUCAUGAAAAUAAUAAUUUUUAUACUAUGGACCAUAAAGAAACAUUGGAAUUUUGAAGUUUUUAUUCUUGUGUAAACUUAUAGCAAAUAUGGAAAUGUCAAAGUAAAAACGUGUUUCAUCCAAAACACAAACACAAAAUUAAGGUAUUCAGAGUUACAAUUGAUGCUCCAUCCUAAACUUACUUCAUAGUGAGAGGGGGAAAUAAUUAUAGGAAAGCAAACUGAGUGAGGAACAUACAGCAGUUUUAACUUUGAAUUUCUGGGCUGGUUUGUUUCACAAUCUCUGCUGUUAUUUGGAGUUAAAAUUUGAACUUAAUGGUCUGGUAGGCAGCAUGUGUUAUGUUACUUUUAAUUUUAAAAGACUUGUAAAAAGGAUAAUAUUAGCCCCUAACAUCUCCUGUGGUUAAAUCUACAUAAUAUUUAGGCAUUUUUAAAGUUACAAUAUUAUUUUACAUGAUGCACCAGAACAGGAGCUUUAGAUAAAUAUGAAGGCAGUUUUUAAGAUGGCCUAGAAAUAUGCGUGUAUUGGUCUAAGUAAUAAACAUAUUUUGGAGUAUACUAGUAUACUGGGUAAAUACAUUUAUGUGAAAUUCAUGUUCAACAUGUACCUAGAAAUUCUGUUAUGGUCUAUCAUGUAAAAUAGAGAUUUAAAAUUGAGUAAAAACAAAUAAUGUUUAUCCUGGAAAAUGCCUAGUUUGUUAUACAUAUUUUUGUACAAUAUGAAUCCAUAUUUAUCCCCUUUUUAUUAACUUGUUUACUGAGCUGAUAGAUCAUAAUCGCUUUUUAAGAAGCUAUUAUCUUGUGUCAGUCUGAGUCUCAUGCACCAGAUUUGGUGCUAGAAGUACAUGAGGUGCUUUUUUUCCCCCCUUGAUGCAUUAAAAUUUUCAGACCACAGAAUUCAGUUUUUAACUUUUUGCCCCAAACACAACCGACACUACUAUCCAGGAGAUUAAACUUCCAUUUUCAGUCCUGGUCUAGCCCCAGGGCCUGUCGUGGCCUGGGAGUGCUGUGGAUGCAGUAUAAUGAGCCACUAGAGAGUGAAUGCUUGGUUUCAACAGCCUCCAUGAACUAUUAAGAGAUUGUGUAACUGUCUCCUCCUCCCCGGCCCUACCCCCACCACACAAUCAACAAACAUCUGAGGGACUUUGCUGGGAUUUUAAAAAGUGAUGGACUACCUUAUUACCUGUACAGUUAUGCAAACUAAGAAGAGACUUCAGGAUUUAAACUGAUUAUUUGUAGGGGAUUAGGAAGAGAUACUCUGCACUCCCUAUGUAGAGAACACUUGAACAACUCAACACAAAUGAAAUGCACAGAAUUGCACAUAUCAGAACAAUGUUAAUAUACACACAUAUAUUCCCAUGCACUCACCUAGUACCAUGUGACAUCAUGGCUUGAUGAACCUGUAGCUUCAAAGAAAAAAAAAGUUCUAAUAGUGAGGAAUACAAGAUAAGACAGAGCUAAACGGUAAGGAAAUAGUCCAUAUAGAAAAAGGGUUUGUACAGAGGAUAGGAGACUCUGAAAGAACUAAUUAUCAAGUAGAAUCAAUUGAAAAUAUGCAAAAGAAGAGGGAAUAAACUAAUAGUAGAAUAUUCUACAUUCUGCUUGAACAGCAGGAGCAGCAAGAAUUACAAAGGUAUAAGGAAAACUAGUAGGUAUGAGGAUCUCAAAGCAAUACACAGUAAAGAGGAGAAAUACAUUGAUUAAGUUUGUGGACAUGUUACAAGACCAUUUCUCUAUAAAUUAUGGGCUUCAACUCCCAUUGACUUUAAUGGCACUGAAUCAGGGCUUAUUAUAAGGAAGAUUGAAAAGGGUUUGCAAUGUUUUGUAACGCAAAAGAUUACUGGUGAUAUAGAAGUGAGGAAGCAUCCCUAUAUCAGUAACUAAUAAAAAGCAGAAAUAUUCCUUUACUGCAGGAUAAUGCUCAGGCAAACCAAAAAUCACAGUUUCCUAUCAAACAGACCCAUAAGAGAAUGGGUUUGGAGGACCAAGUGUAUGUUGGAGGAAGCAAACCCUCACAACCUCCUUCAUUUAUGGAGGCAGACAUAAUCCGCAGAAGACUGCAUACUCCUCUGUAGGUCUCCAUUCCCCUGGCAAGCAAGAGCAGUGCGGUGUCACUCACAAAGGGCACACACUGGGGGUUAAUGUUGAGUUACAAGAAAAUCCUCAGCUUUCCCUGAUGUCAUGAUUUGUUUUUAAACAACCUUAAAGAGACUUGCAAUCACAGGAAUUAGUAACUCUGAAUUUGGAACCUGUUGCCUCUUAGCCCUGCAUUUAGUCCAUAUUUAACAUAGCUUUUUCUCAAGGGGCAUUAGUAAGAGGAGUAGCCUUCUCCCCCCACAAAAGUUUUAAGAUUUAGAUCAUUGUGAUUGUUAGCCAAAAUGGCUGCCUUGGUACUUCUGUAAAAUUUUUUGAAUAAUCUCAAGAAUAAAAUGUAUAGUGAAAUGUGGAUUUCACAACCUAAUUUGAAAUUUUGGAGCUCUUAAAAAACCCCAAAGAUUUACUUAUUUUUACAGAAAAAUAAAUGUGAAGACUCAACGAGUGCAAAAUUAAUUGACAAAAUUGUUUGCAGUGUUGUAACCAUGUAUAUUUAGUCAGUUUCUACCAGAUCUUAGUUAUGAGAUUUGAGGCUAAAACAAGCAAAGAGAAUGUUCCUGGCUAUCUAUUCUACUAGAAGUCAGUAAGCAAGAAAAGACAAUCUAGUGAUACUGGACAAUAAAACUCUUACUACUAUGGAAUCUUUGCUGCCUUGAUAGGGUUGUUAUUAUAAGUCAGAAAUUGAUACACAGUCUUCUCUUUUCAGUAUCGAAAGAGAGGUUUAUUAGGAAUUCAAGAAAACCCUAACCAUAUUUGGUAAUUGGGAAAGCAGAUAGUGGAUCAAAUUUAAUAUUAGUAAGAUGAAAGUAAUGCCUACUCAAUUUUCACACACAAUUUUGGACUCUGGGUUGGCCAGACCAUCUCAGGUUAAAAACAGUGGCUAUGGAUAGCUCAAUAAAGCCAUCAACUCAAAGCAAUGCAGCAGUUAAUGUGCACUAUUAAAAUGUUUGAAUGAAGUGAGGAGAUUUAAAACAUUGUAGUCCUCGUUAAUCAACAAUACAUCUGCAACUCAGGUACUACAUUCAUUUUGAUUAUAGCAAUAGCCAUCAGUUGAAAUACUUAUUUUAGGAAAGACUUGAUGAGGGAAACCCAAAGAUUAAAUACAAGUAAAAUACAAAAAUUAUAUUGAACUCCUUCUUGUGUCCCUGAAGCACCCUUUGUAAGCAGAAUAGUUUGAACUCUUUAGCAAAUAAAUUCUUUUAAAUGACCUCUUUUUCUGAUCUCCAUUUCAGUGCAGAUCAAUUUUUAUUAAAAAGGAAUUUUUUUUUUUUACUUAAAUGCCAGUUUCUCCCUGUGACAGCACUUGCUUUCUUUCAUCAAUGAUUCCGUGACAAAACCUUAUGCUGGAGUGGACUUAAAAUAUCGUAAGGUAAAAAGGUUCCAUGCUAUAAAGUGCUUCAAAAGUAUGGGUAUCAAUUUGUGACGCCUGUGGUGUGUGUUCUUGGUUGAGUUAAAUGGGGAAAUUGUUAGGCCAUGUGUAGAUGGAAGUCACCACUUACGUGGCUUUUUAAGAGUUUGGGGUGUGAACAGAAAGAAAAAAAUACAGGUUCCAAUGCUGCAAGGCAAAAUCAUAAUAUGUGUAGGACCUCAACCUAUUACAGAAUUCUGUGUAAUUGUGUACAAAAAUGAAUAUGUAGCUACAUGGCGUACCCACACUGCCUCCAAAGCAUCACAGAAAUGUAACGAAGUAAUCUUUUCAAACAGGUUCUUCUGAUAAGCACAAAAAUUGCCAAAUUAACACUUGUAACAUAUGGCAAUUUUAAAUGCCAUUGCUACUCAAAGACUUACAUGAGCAACCUGAAUGGAAAGUCCCUCUCUCUUGGAAAAUAUUUGCCUUAUUGGUAUGACCUCUCUCUUUAUAGCCGAUCAUAAUAAUAUAUGGUUUUUUGUGUUAAAAUACAAUAUUAACAAUGUUGGGCUGUGGAAUUGCCAGUCACUUGUGGCCACCAAAGAAAUAACAACAAGUAAUAUCUUGCAUUGCUGUAAGUUCCUAGGAUAUCUGCAUCUGAUCCACGAUCCGCAAACAUGGUCCACGGAUAUCCGCAUCCGCCAAUGUGGAUAUCCGCAGAUUUAAAGCGGAUAUCUGCAGAUUUUGCAGGGCUCUGAUUAAAAGCCAGGGGCACUUUAUGUGAAGGGAGCCCAUUGCAGGCAAUAAGAAGAUAAGAAUCACCACACUGGGUCAGACCAAUGGUUCAUCUACCCAGUCUCCGACAGUGGCCAGUACCAGAUGCUUCAGAGGGAAUGAACAGAACAGGGCAAUUUUCAGUGAUCCAUUUCCUGUCAUCCAGACCCAGCUUCUGUCAGUUGAAGGUUUAGGGACACCUGCAUAGGGUUGCAUUCCUGACCAUGUUGGCUAAUAGCCAUUGAUGGACCUAUCCUCCAUGAGGUUAUCUAAUUAUUUUUUAACCCACUUAUACUUAGGUUGACUGUGCAUUGUGUGAAGAGGUACUUCUUUUUGUUUGUUUUAAAACACGCUGCUUAUUAAUUUCAUUGGCUGACCCCUGGCUCUUGUGUUAUGUGAAGGGGUAAAUAACACUACCUUAUUCACUUUC
This is a messenger RNA of Caretta caretta (loggerhead turtle), 7547 nucleotides long. NCBI's taxonomy places the organism in Eukaryota, Metazoa, Chordata, Testudines, Cheloniidae. The record is from RefSeq and is a predicted model, not a curated record.